Messenger RNA from Nicotiana attenuata, 2508 nucleotides. RefSeq names its product casein kinase 1-like protein 11. The record is from RefSeq and is a predicted model, not a curated record. Gene Ontology annotation, molecular function: ATP binding; protein serine/threonine kinase activity. Gene Ontology annotation, cellular component: nucleus; cytoplasm. NCBI's taxonomy places the organism in Eukaryota, Viridiplantae, Streptophyta, Magnoliopsida, Solanales, Solanaceae. The transcript is spliced from 15 exons. Gene Ontology annotation, biological process: signal transduction; endocytosis; peptidyl-serine phosphorylation. Bases 704 to 2083 code for a protein of 459 amino acids.
AUUUUUCUUGUCCCUGUCCUUUGUUUUUUUCGAUCCCCACCCACACGUAGACCGCAGUAUAUUCAUUCAAUCAAUCCUCUCUCUCUCUCUCCUCAUAGCGCUCCUUGCUUUUCCUCAGCAAAAAUCAAAAUCAAAAUUAAAAUCAAUUUGCUUUCUUUUCAAAGAGUCGCUCUUUUCUCUAUUCCUCUGUCAAACAAACCAAACAGAUUAUAUACAGAUAAUAUAUAGAGAUACACCAGUUUCUCGUUUGUACUUAUCGGUUCGUACAUUGAUUGUUUUUUAUUGAUCAAUGGGGAUCGGUGACUUUACUUGUAAAUUAGGGUUUCUAUUUGUUAUGGUUAUUUGAAGAUUAUUAGCUGGCGUUUGCAUUUAAUCGAAGGAUGUAGCUGAAUUAGUGUGUUGCUUGGUCCGUAAUUUCUAGGAAUUGGGUUUCUGAUUGAAAUUGGAUUGUUUUAACCAUAGAUUUUGAUCUUUAAAGGUGGUUACUUUUUUCUGGAGAUCAAUUAUCUGUUUGGAAUCAUGGGGAAUUUCUUUGUUUUCUAAAUUUACUGAGGUGCUUACUUUUCUGGGGAUUAAUUACCUUUUUGGAUUUUGGGUCUUUUGGGACUUCCUAAAUUUAUUGAGGUUCAAUCUGAGUAAAACAGCGGGUAAUCGCUGUAAAAGUUUGUUCUUGGUAAUUGGUGAAGAGGUUGAUUGGAUCAUCAUGGAUCAUGUUGUGGGUGGGAAGUUUAAGCUGGGAAGAAAGAUUGGAAGUGGGUCUUUUGGUGAACUUUAUUUAGGUGUGAAUAUACAGAAUGGAGAGGAAGUUGCUAUUAAGCUGGAAUCAGUCAAGACAAGGCACCCUCAACUACACUAUGAGUCCAAAAUUUAUAUGCUUCUCCAAGGAGGAACCGGGAUUCCUAAUCUCAAAUGGUUUGGAGUUGAGGGCGAGUACAAUAUAAUGGUCAUUGACCUUCUUGGACCAAGUUUGGAAGACCUCUUCAACUAUUGCAACAGGAAGUUUACUCUGAAAACAGUGCUUAUGCUAGCAGAUCAACUUAUUAAUAGAGUUGAAUACAUGCACUCUAGAGGAUUUCUUCACCGUGACAUAAAGCCAGACAACUUUUUAAUGGGCUUAGGUCGCAAGGCAAACCAGGUUUACGCCAUUGACUUUGGGCUUGCCAAAAAGUAUAGGGAUCUCCAGACUCACAAGCAUAUACCAUACAGGGAAAACAAGAAUCUGACAGGAACAGCUCGGUAUGCCAGCGUCAACACACAUCUCGGAGUUGAGCAAAGCAGAAGAGAUGAUUUGGAAUCUCUUGGUUAUGUGCUUAUGUAUUUUCUUAGAGGAAGCCUUCCAUGGCAGGGACUGAAAGCUGGUACCAAGAAGCAGAAAUAUGAUAAAAUCAGUGAGAAAAAGAUGUUAACACCAAUAGAGGUUCUGUGCAAAUCAUAUCCAUCUGAAUUCAUAUCAUACUUCCACUACUGCCGAUCAUUAAGAUUUGAGGAUAAACCUGACUAUUCAUAUUUGAAGAGGCUUUUCAGAGACUUGUUUAUUCGUGAAGGUUAUCAAUUUGACUAUGUAUUUGAUUGGACAAUUUUGAAGUAUCCUCAGAUCGGUGCCAGUUCUAGAGGACGAAUUCCUAGUGGGAACGCUGGAGUAAAUGCUGGGCCAUCUGCUGAAAGACCAGGAAGGACGUCAGUGGGGCAAGAUAUUCGAGACAGGUUUUCUGGUGCUGUUGAAGCAUUUUCCAGAAGGAAUACUUCUGCGGCUGGUAGGCAUGGGGAACACUCCAGACAUCGGACUUCAGAGGAUGUACCUUCAUCUAAAGACGUGCAAGCUGAUUCAGAAAGAGGCCGUACCUCGAGAAAUGGCAGCUCUUCAAGAAGGGCUGCCAUUUCAAGCAGCAGACCGACCUCUUCUGGUGAACCCACAGAUAGUCGCUCAAGCAGAUUAGUGUCAAGCACUGGCCGUCUAUCUACCACACAAAGAAUUCAGCAGGGAAUCGAACCAAAACCAUCAUCAUUCUCUCGAACUUCAGUCACAAAGGGUACCCAUGACAACCCUCUUCGGAGCUUUGAGUUUCUUUCUAUCAGAAAGUAAGGGGAUGCACUUGUAAAGAGAAAAUUUCCUGAUUGUUUGAACAUGCAAUCCUAUUUAAGGAUGUCUCAAGCGCUGUAAAUUGGAAAUGUUUUACCUUCUAUGUGACAAUUGAAGCUGAUCCAACUUCUCAUAUUCCUUGUUUUGUUGUUAAUAGAGUUCUGGGCGACCAUAGCUCAUUUAGACUCAUCCAAAGAAAUGUUGAGUCAAGUGCAAGAGUUCUAUAUAUAUGCGUGGGACGGGCAGCUUGAUAAAUAUUGUUGUACGAAUUGAUGUAACUUUUACCUUAUUCCUUAUUGGAAUGUCUAGUGAGAGAAUUCUUUUCUGGGGGUUUGAAUGCAUCUUUUUAAGUCAGCCUAGGAAUAUUCUGAUGGUCGGAUUCCGCAAGUGGUUGUGGUGAUUAAUAUUAUUGGGAAAGAUUUUGCAAU